Messenger RNA from Cyprinus carpio (common carp), 1649 nucleotides. Its product is annotated as homeobox protein Nkx-2.2a-like. The record is from RefSeq and is a predicted model, not a curated record. Bases 514 to 1227 code for a protein of 237 amino acids. Gene Ontology annotation, biological process: cell differentiation; regulation of transcription by RNA polymerase II. Gene Ontology annotation, molecular function: RNA polymerase II cis-regulatory region sequence-specific DNA binding; DNA-binding transcription factor activity, RNA polymerase II-specific. NCBI's taxonomy places the organism in Eukaryota, Metazoa, Chordata, Actinopteri, Cypriniformes, Cyprinidae. Gene Ontology annotation, cellular component: nucleus. The transcript is spliced from 2 exons.
CCCCAUUUCAUCGCGGACAGCUCAUCAUCCACAACAUACAACGUUUCCUACCAGUUGGGGGUUGUAAAUGUAAAAUGCGUGCGUUUUUAAAGAUAAUUAUAACGGAGGGUUUUCAUUUGCGCCACGGACGCUUCUGAUAUGUAAAUGAGUUCGGGUGGUUUCUCUCCCCCCUUUUUCGUGUUUAAGUCUUGUCACCUCAUCCCACUCAUGCAUUUCUGAUUUUCCGCUGAUAGAAGCUCAACUCACUGUUUCACACACGCAGAAAGUGCUCGAGCACUUGACUCCAGAGAUCCGCCCUCGAUCGUCAAGGCCUUUUUGGACGCUUUUCUGCCGGUCCGAAACUCAUCUGAGACCUUAAAUGAACCAGACUAAUGGAUUGGUUCGGUCAAGCACUGUAGCAUCCGAGGAGCAUCUGUGAUCCGUGUGUGUGUGUGCCGUCCAAUCCAUCUUCAUAUAUAACUUACCACGACGCUUUUGGAGAAAUUUCACUCUCACGGUAUAUUGGUUUGGAAAAUGUCCCUACAGAAUUCCAAGUCAGGAUUCUCUGUCCGCGAUAUUUUAGACCUCCCGGACACGAACGAUGAGGGAUCGGUGACUGAAGACACUGAGGAUGAGGCGGAUGAAGGGCUUUCUGGAACUCAGCAGCGUGCGUCCUCCGGAGAUGCGCUUUGGCUCGGAUCUCCAUGUGGCCACAAAUAUCCAUUGCCAUCAGCAUCUCCAGAGGAUUUAACUCCAGAACUGUCCACGGAUGAGUCUGUUGAUCGGGACAGAGAGAGUUCAGAGGACACGGGGAAGAAGCGCAAAAGGAGGAUCCUGUUUUCAAAGACUCAGACGUUUGAACUGGAGAGACGCUUCAGGCAACAGAGAUACUUAUCCGCGCCUGAGAGAGAACAUCUAGCUAAGAUCUUACAUUUGACUCCAACGCAAGUGAAGAUUUGGUUCCAGAACCAUCGGUACAAAGUGAAACGAGCCCGGGCUGAGAAAGGAAUGGACCCGUAUCUGCUGUCUCCGCGCCGGGUUUCUAUUCCCGUUCUGGUGAGGGACGGAAGAGUGUGUCAUGUUCUCAGUCCUCCGGACAUCACUGCUACUGUUCCAGCAGCGGCACCAUAUACUGCCUUUAAUAUGAAGCAGUUCCCUCAAAUUCAACACAGUCACAACAUCUGCUCCAGGAUCAUGACACAUCUGACAUCUGUCAGUCACCUGGGCCACAUGCAGCCUUGGUCCUGAUCAAGAGGUUCACGGAAAGCUUUUACGCAGCAGAACUUUAAAAAUAAGAAUUUGUUUUCGUCACUUUUCAUCAAUCCAUUAAAUUUCUACAAUGUCGAAAUAUCUUUUUAAAUUAGUUUUUAAUGUUCUCAUGUUUUUAAUCUGUUGAUUUACUUUAUUUUCGAUGAAACUGAAACACUGGGACUUCUGCAUCUUGUUUAAAUGCUGUUUGUAGAUAUAUUUAUGGAUUUUUACAGUGUACUGAUGAGUAUAAUUUUUUUAGCGGUCAGUUUUCGUUAAAUUUAGAACGAUUACAAGUAUGUGACUGACAGUUUGAUAACGUUUAUUGUUAAAAAAUAAGUGGAAAUAGCAUCUGUUGUUUUCUAUUUUAUUUGUAUACUGAAUUUAUUCUGACUAAACUUUAAUAAACAUUUUUCUCCUAA